Messenger RNA from Nylanderia fulva, 2038 nucleotides. RefSeq names its product methylglutaconyl-CoA hydratase, mitochondrial. The record is from RefSeq and is a predicted model, not a curated record. Gene Ontology annotation, molecular function: catalytic activity. NCBI's taxonomy places the organism in Eukaryota, Metazoa, Arthropoda, Insecta, Hymenoptera, Formicidae. Gene Ontology annotation, biological process: fatty acid beta-oxidation. Gene Ontology annotation, cellular component: mitochondrion.
AGAGCAAAUAGUCGUCGCCGCGACGUUGACGCGACGCCACUUGGAGAGAGAGAUUUCUCGCUCCGCUUUCGCGGCGAACUUUCUUCGGCCAUCCCUACCACUUCCGUCUCCGCCUUGUCACAUCGCGUCGAUGUUGUAACGUCGCGUCGCGUCACGGUGACGGGGGUGCAUAAAGUCCAAGCCUGCAGCGCGAUAAUAUUCUCAUACGAUUCACGUUCACGAGAAUUGAAUAUUUUUACGAACAUUUUUCGUGCUUCGCAUGUAUGCGCACGUGCGCGCGCGCGCAACAUAUAUAUACACAAUAUAUAUAUUCGAGCGCUUUGGAUGCUCCUGCUGCAUCGUAAUCCCGAAAUAGGAUCAAGGAUAACGACGUCGUAGAUUUUUUUCACGACUACGUGCUGCGGCGAGAGUCGAAAAACCGGUCUCUUGUGUUUGUAAAGAGAAACACUACUCCACAAUGGUUUCGUUGAUGGCGAGCGUCAGAGUCACCAGCACUCUUCAUCACUUUUGCGCUUGUGCUGCAAGAACGUUGACUACAAGCGCGAUGCCAAGUCCCAAGGACGAAGCGAGAGAAGUGAUCGUUAAUUAUUUGGAUGGGAAGGACAAUGGCAUCGCUGUACUAGGACUGAACAGACCGACCGCUCGUAAUUCGUUGGGACAGGUCUUGGUUGAACAGUUGACCAAGGCGUUGGACAGCAUCAAGCAGAACGACAAACUGCGAGUGCUGAUCAUACGCAGCCUAGUCCCGAAAGUAUUCUGCGCUGGGGCCGAUCUGCGAGAGAGAAUGAGAAUGGACCCAUCCGAGGUGCCGAAUUUCGUAUCCUCCCUCAGAGAUCUCACCACCAAGGUGGAGAACCUACCGACUCCGGUGAUAUCGGCUAUCGAUGGUGCCGCGCUGGGUGGAGGACUGGAACUCGCGUUGGCAACCGACAUCAGGAUCGCUUCUGCGGAGGCCUCUAUGGGUCUCGUGGAGACCAACUUGGCCAUAAUACCCGGUGCCGGUGGUACGCAGAGACUUCCAAGGAUAAUCGGAGUGGCCAAGGCUAAGGAGUUGAUUUACACGGCCCGGGUUCUGAACGGCGAGCAAGCAAGCAUGAUCGGUCUCGUGAACGAGACGGUUCCGCAAAAUAAGACUGGCGAUGCCGCUUACCAAAUGGCACUCUCUAUCGCGAGAGAAAUUUUAACCAAAGGUCCUAUUAGCAUUAGAUGGGCAAAAGUGGCUAUAUCCAAGGGCUCAGAAGUGCCUUUGAAAGACGGUCUGGAGCUGGAGAAACAGUGCUACAGUAAGAUUGUGGAUACUCAAGACAGACUCGAAGGACUUGCCGCUUUCGUGGCAAAACGUGAACCUGUUUAUCAAGGAAAAUAAGCAAAAAAUCACGGCAUUAUCGAACAAACAACGAAUGCUUAAUUUUACAUAUGAACGAAAGGAAUUUUAUAUGAGCUUUUUUUACAAUAUAUAUGUAUAAACGUUUUCCUAAAUCGAUUUUGUGAUAUACUUAACAUAUUUUCGAACCGUGUUGACGUGAAAAAUCGAAACUUACGUAACGAAAACUAUUUAGAGAGAUAAAAAGGUAACGUUUAUGUUUUUUAUGCAACCUGCGUAACAGAUGCGGAUGCAAUAUUAACCUUGCAUAAUGCCUAGUACAUUUGCAUAUGCUAAUGAAAUAAAGGUGCCUUUUAUAUAGUAUAUAACGGAAAUAUUCUACGCCGUUGUAGAUUUUCCAAUAUCGUAACGUUCUUAUAUUUUUUUGUUAAUAUUGUUAUUGUUUUCGAAAAACGAAUUGCGAAUAUAUUAUAUUAUGUAAUGCAUUAGGAUGUGUGUGAUGGUGUAUGUAUGUACGAGACUUGCGCGUGUAAAUUUUAUCUCCCGGAAAUACAAAAAAAUUGCUAUUAAUAUCGAACAUUAAAACAUUUUUAAAAUUUAAUUAUUUUAAUUUUUGUAUUUCGGGGGAUUUUUGUAUUCAGAGGAUAAGAAAACCUCAUAAAAGAACAUGUGUAGAGAACAUGUAGAAAUAUAUUUUUAAAUGUGCAUAAAAAA